This is a messenger RNA of Clonostachys rhizophaga, 936 nucleotides long. Lineage: Eukaryota; Fungi; Ascomycota; Sordariomycetes; Hypocreales; Bionectriaceae. The record is from the annotation of a GenBank genome assembly.
AUGCCUAACCCAGUCCACCAAAAGAACAACCCGGAGGUAACUGUUCUCGAUGCUUCCUCCCCAAUCGAUGAAAUCGUCAAAGUGAUUCGCCGAGAUGGAGGAAUCAUCAUCAAGAACUUCAUCUCCCCUGAAGACGCCGAUAAGAUCCAGGCAGAGGGCGACCCCUACUACAAGCGUGUGGGCAAAUACGAAGGCACUCUGUUCCCCGCAUCAGAUCCUCCUCUUAGUGGAUUUGCGGGCAAAUCGCCUACCUUCGCCCAUAAAUGUCUCAAUCAUCCAACAUACCGUGAGGCGGCUAAGGCUCUCCUCAGGGAGGAAUCAUAUCCCUAUCGAGAUGGCAAGCGCUACAAGUGUGUCUCGAACCCCGUUCUGGCUGUAUCAGAGGCCUUUUCUCGUGGGAGAUCGGAUGCCCAGCCCCUUCAUCGCGAUGAUAUGGCGCAACAUUUUGACCAUAUCGAGGGAAGUGGCGAAAGUUCUCUUCUCGGAUUGCUUGUAGCCGGCACCAAAUGCACCUUUGAGAAUGGGGCCACUCAGGUCAUCGUCGGAUCUCACAAAUGGGCUGAGGGUGCCCUCACUGGCCCCGCCGACCGUUCUCUCUGCUCUACAUGUGAGAUGGAGAAGGGUGACGCAGUCUUCAUUAUUGGAAGCAUUUGGCAUGGCGCAGGCGCAAACAUCACUGAUGAGCGCCGCAACAUUUUUUCGUGCCACAUGGUCCGCGGCACCUACCGCCCUGACGAGAACCAAUUUCUUGCCAUUCCUCGUGGAACCAUUGAGACGUAUAGCCCAGAGGUUCAGGCUUUGAUUGGUUGGUCUGUCAGUCAACCGCACCUCGGCCAUGUUGAGAACAAGGAUCCUAUUCUCACUCUUGGGAGCAAGGAAGAUCCGUUUGGAUAUGGUAGUAUGUUGGGGGAGCUUGUUUCUGCCACACUAGCCUGA